This is a messenger RNA of Sus scrofa (pig), 2015 nucleotides long. It is a transcript of the gene MPZL2, whose product is annotated as myelin protein zero like 2. Gene Ontology annotation, cellular component: plasma membrane. The record is from RefSeq and is marked validated. Lineage: Eukaryota; Metazoa; Chordata; Mammalia; Artiodactyla; Suidae. Gene Ontology annotation, biological process: cell-cell adhesion.
CAGAGGUGAGGGUCUGGCUUCUUUCUGUGGAAAAGCGCAGCGAUCUUUCCUCCUGGAGCAGCCUUGGCAGGGGGCUGGAGCGCUCGGUCUGCCCGGUCUGGUCUUGGGGGCCAGGGCUGGGUUUCCCUCAUGUAUGGCAAGAGCCCUACGCGUGCUGUGCUUUUUCUCCUUGGCGUACAGCUCACAGCUCUUUGGCCAACAGCAGCUGUGGAAAUUUACACCUCUCGUGUGCUGGAGGCGGUCAAUGGGACAGAUAUUCGGUUAAAAUGCACUUUUUCCAGCUUUGCCCCGGUGGGUGAUGCUCUAACAGUGACCUGGAAUUUCCGUCCUCGAGAUGGGGGCCCUGAGCAAUUUGUUUUCUACUACCACAUGGAGCCCUUCCAACCCAUGAGUGGGCGUUUCAAGGACCGGGUGGUCUGGGAUGGGAACCCUGAGCGGUAUGAUGUCUCCAUCAUGCUCUGGAAGCUGCAGUUUGAUGACAAUGGGACAUACACCUGCCAGGUGAAGAACCCACCUGAUGUUGAUGGGCUGAUAGGAGAGAUCCGUCUCAGUGUCGUGCAAACAGUGCGCUUCUCUGAGAUCCACUUUCUGGCUCUGGCCAUUGGCUCCGCCUGUGCGCUGAUGGUCAUAAUAGUAAUUGUGGUGGUCCUCUUCCAGCAUUUCCGGAAAAAGCGAUGGGCUGAAAGAGCUCAUAAAGUGGUGGAGAUAAAACCAAAAGAAGAGGAAAGGCUCAACCAAGAAAAAAAAGUCUCUGUUUAUUUAGAAGAUACAGACUAACAUCUUGAGAUGGAAGCUGAAGAUUUCCAAGAACAAUCCUAGGUUAAGCUGAAGUUAAUGGAAGCUUUUCUUUGGCUUUUCCAGUUGUGACCUGUCUUCCAACCAGUUCUGCAGUAUAUAACUACCUAGACAAGUCAACGUUCCUCUGCAGCCAGCAUAGGGUCCUUAGGCAGAUAGCACUGGACUCACACAUAGCCCCAUUACUAAGGUUUUAUUUAAUUUCAGAGUGCAGAUAUUUUUCAAAUGUUUGUUAGUUUUUGCAUAUGAAGAGGCUGUAUUUUUGCCCUUAAACACUCCUUGUGGAUUACAACUUGUAUACUCAUAAUUUGGCAUCAAAUGGGAUAAAAGCCAACUUGUCUGUCAUAACAUUUCCUUUAAUAUUAAUUUCCUUAGAGCACCAUUCUUGCUACUAAAGUUAACAUGUCUUCUUUUUCCUUCUCACACUCUCAAUUAAAAGGUGAGAUCAUUCUCCCUGCUGUGUUUUUUUUUUUUUUUUUUUAGGGCCACACCCUAACCACACCUUGGUUCCCAGGCAAGGGGUCCAAUGGGAGCUACAGCUGCCGGCCCACACCACACAGGAUCUGAGCCAAGUCUGUGACCUAUCCCACAGCUUACAGCAAUGCCAGAUCCUUAAUCCACUAAGCAAGGCCAGGGAUUGAAUCCACAACCUCAUGGUUCCUAGUCAGAUUCAUUUCCACUGUGCCAUGAUGGGAACUCCCCUCCCAGCUCUUUUUGACUGAUUAACAGAAAAACCUAAAUCCAAACAGUUUGAUUUUUAUGGCUCUUAUGGGACAAAUCUUGUUUUAUUGAAUUUCUUUCAAUAUCCUAGAUGGCAAGUUUUUGUUUCUUUGUUUUUGAACAAUGGAUCCAAGGUUUAUAGUAGCACAAGUCUAAACCACAGAGUAACCAAGGAUGGUUACAUAAAUGCUAAUAGAUUGACAAAUGCCACCUCAAGAUUACUUGUCACCUUUUGUUCAGUGCUGUGACAAGCAAUCAAUAGCACAGAUCUUUCAUGAGCACUGAAUGACUGUUUGGCUUACUAUACCCCCAAUUUAUUUAUAAUAACAAAAUCUAUGCUCAUUUGUAGACUGGAAUCAUUAAGCAGUUAAAUGGAAGGAUUCUGUAGCAGUAUAUUAAAAAUUAAAACUUUAGGGCUGGUGAAUAAAAAUCAACCCUAAAUGAUGAUAAUUUUGUGUAAUGUUAUACAAAACUCUGAGAACAAGAAGAGAUUGUUUAAA